UUUCCAGCUGAGAGACAGACACGUGUCCGUGUUUACAGGUGAAACGCAGGUGUUUCUCUCGAGGCUCGGCGGUGACAGAUGGUUACGUCACUUAACCCGCUUUGUAUCGGCUGGUUCCCAUGGAGACCGAGGAUUAACCAACCCAACCGGGUUUAGCUGAGUUAGCUUAAAGCUAAAGUUACCGGUAACCGUCGGUUUGUCCCGACAGGUGUAACGUUACCUGAAGGAGCUGCUAGCUAACAGAGUUCAAAGCGCUUUGUAGCAACACCGAGGACACGUAACGUUAUUCCAGUCUGCCCAGUACGGAGCUUUACUGGUUAUUAUCGGCUUUAACUAUGUGGGUUAACCCCGUGAAAUAUAUCUUAUUAGUUUAUUCUUCUUAACUAAGUUACCAACUAACGUUAGGUAGUCUUAAUUAGCGAGUAAGUGCAGCUAACUGUAGUUUGUGGUGUUACACAGUUUUCUGUCACCUGAUGAAGAAGAAACUCAGUCUUGAGUUCACAGACGCACGUUGUUCAGAUAUAACCUGUCCUGAUGUCUGGUCCAGAGGUGGAGGAGCAGAGGGAGGCCGGAGGAGGUGCAGGCUCCCAGGAGAACAGAGCAGGAGGAGGUAUCAGGUAUAUUACAGAGAAACUGCUGUUGAAGCUGACUGGCUGUGAGUCUCUGGCUCUGAUCCGGUCCCUCAAUCUGUCGUCCUCGACUGGAAGCAAACAUAUCAAGUUCAUAGAGAACCUUCAUGGCUGUCAGCGUCUGCAGGUUUUAAACCUGAACCACAACGUGAUCCAGAGGAUGGAGAGACUGAACGCUCUGACGCAGCUGAGAGAGCUGCAGCUGGCCCACAACAGCAUCCAGAGGAUUGAGGGACUGGAGCUCAUGUCCAGGCUGCAGCAUCUGAACUUGUCCUACAACAGGAUCGACCAUGUUCCCGCGUGGCUGGGGAAGAAACUGCACUCACUGCACACGCUCCACCUGCAACACAACCUCAUCACAUCUUUGCACGAGGUGUCCAGGCUGCGUUCUCUGAGUAGCCUGUCGGAGCUUUCUGUGUCAGGAAACCCCGCCUCCUCUCUGCCGCACUCCCGCCUCUUCCUGCUCUAUCACCUCAGGACUCUGGACAGGCUGGACAACCUGCCAAUCACCCUGGAGGAGAGAGGACACGCCCACCAACGCUUCAACACCGAGGAGCUGGAGCGUCUGCAGCGGGAGGUGGACGGCAGCCAAUCAGAGCUGAGCCGGCUGCAGAGAGAGCAGGUGGCCGCAGUGACUCGACUCCACCAGCAGGAGGAGACAAACCGAACGCUGACGGCUCAGACAGAAACACAAAGACACACACACACACAGCUGGAGCAGGAGCUGCACACCAAGAGUCAGCUGCUGGAGAAGACAACGGCUGAGCUGACCAGAGCCUUUCACAGACUGUAUGAGCUGGAGCAGGAGUUGUCUUUCUACAAGAUAGAUGCCAAACUCAGCCCUCUGGCGCUCUGCAGUGCACAGGGAGUCGACACUGUGGACUCUGUGGCUGAGAGUCCGGACAUGUGCAAGGCUCGACACAUCAGGAACGGUAUCACCUCCACUCCCGAACCUCAAACCUCCUGCUCCUCCUCCUUCUCCUCCCCCUGCCUGCAGACCCAGGAGGAUUCAGAUGUUCACACUGACAUGGAGUCGUCACCCCCCUUGCUGGAAGACUGCAGAAUAGAGCAGCAUAAAGCUAAGAGCCAUCAGACAGAAGAGCAGCCAGUAGCAGAACAGCCAGUACCUGAGGAAUCCUACACACACAGACAGCAGGAGGCGCUGUGUCAUCUCCUCAGUAAACUGUCUGUCCUGGAGCAGCUGAGAGAUAAAGCUGACGAGACACAAAGUCAGAUGGACAGACAGACAGAGGAGUGCAGGAAGACAGAGAGAGAGACGGAAGAGCUGGAGACACAACUUCUGAUGCUGGACACCGCAGACCCACAACAUGCCCAUGUGACCGCCCGAUUGGCCGGCUGGAGGCAGCUGCUGGACAGGAUGAGCGGGAAGCAGAGCGAGCUAGAGGGUCGCCUCGACGACAUGCUGUCCCGCAUCGCCAUGGAGACGCAGGAGAUCAAAGAGUUGGAACAACAGCUGACUGACGGUCAGAUUUUGGCUAAUGAAGCUCUUCAGAGGGAUCUGGAGAGCAUCAUCUCUGGACUCCAGGAGUACCUGAGAGGACUCAGAGAGCAGGCUCGUCGUGCUCAGCAGCAGGUUCACAGUCUGCAGGCUGACAACCACAGUCUGCAGCUCCACCUGGAGGACACUCAGAGACACUGCAGAGAGCUGGAGGACAGCAGUAGGACUCACAGACAGCGCUGUGUCUCUCUGCAGGACAUGUCCACCAGGCAGGAGGAGCUGUCUGUCCUGCAGAUGGAGGCCCAGGCUCUGAGAGACAGACAGGUGGAGAGCAGCAGACAACAGGUGGAGAUGGAGGCGGAGCUACAGCAGCUGAGGGAGGAGCUAACACGGCAGGUGACACUGGGACAGCAGUUGGAGCGUGAAGCUUUGCAGGAAGCUGUGGCCAAAGAGAAACAGACCAGAGAGAUCAGAGAGUCUCAGCUACAGUCCACCAUCGACACACUACAGGAUGAGAACUCAUCUCUUCAGCUCGUGGUCCAGAGACUCCAGGCCCGACUGGACCUGACCAGAACCCAAUAUAAAGAAACCAGGAACCACGCAGACCAGACCAGAAUUCAGCUGGACCAGAUUACAGCUGCCUUGUUGGAUCCUCAACAGGAGCUGGAGGAGGACAAGUACAGCUCUCUCAGUCCUGAGGACACGUUGUCCAGAAGUGUGGAGCAGCUCUACAGGGCCAUCCAGCAGACCGGGACCAGCAGGGAGCAGCUCCAACAAGACCAUAACCACAGCCAAGAACAGAUAGCCAGACUGCAGGCCCGGCUAGCCCAGGACCAAGACCACAUUAACCUGCUAGAAGCCCAGGUGGCCAAGGAUAAGGACCAGAUAGCCCAGCUGGAAGCCCAGGUGAUCCGCGGUGUGGAGCAGGACCAGGACCAGGACCAGGAGUCUGACUGGGGGCUGAAGGAGGAGCUGGAGAGACAGAGAGUCAGACUGCAGAGGUCUCAGAGCAGAAACAGACACCUUCAGCACAAACUGGAGGCGGAGCUGCAGCAGAGUCGUGUGCAGCUUCAGGACGUCCAGCAGGAGAGAGAUUUGCUGCUGCAGCAGCUGCGUUCACAGAGCGACGGUCACCAGAGGAGCCUCGGCCGUCUGAACAGGAAGCUACGGCAGCUCAGCAGGUCCAUGUGUGACUCCGAUCAGCUGACAGCCGAGCAGCUGAAGUCGACCACCGAACAGCUGAGAGCUCUGAACCACACGGUGGAGCUGCUGCAGAGACCGAGCGAACACGAACCCACGCCGUCAUCUGAACCCACGCCGUCAUCUAAACCCACGGUGCAGCUGAGGGCCGAGCUGGCUGAUGCUCAGAGACACAUAAACAAACUGAGACAGAAGCUGGACCGGACCAGGACCAGGACUGGGAUCAGGAGCAGAGAUGGAGGACAGUGGUGCUUCGUACCUCCUGGACACUGUGCUCCCAGUCUGGGCUCUCAGGGGACUCAGGACUCUGGUUUGGGGCUGCAGUACUUCAGUUCUCCUGACAGGGGGCGACAGCAGGACAGACCGCCCGCAGGAGGAGGGUACUGGGCGUACAUCCCCCCCGACACACACCGACUCUGACUCAGAGUGGAGGGACAGCGGGGGAGGCAGUGACGCUGACCGGAGCUCCUCAGGACAGACUCCGCCUCCUGCUCCUCCUGCCCCAGCUGCAGCGGCGGUCCCCGCUGGGCUCUCUGACAGUCACACUCCCCCCGGUCGGACCUGCCUGGCUCCUCUACAGUCCUCCAGCAGGAGGCGCUGCGCUGCACUGUAACAUCCCAGAACACAGAAACCGGCAGGUAGACAGGUGUGUGUGUGAGUGUGUGCACAAAGAAGCUGAGAGACUGGAGGAAGAGAAGAAGAAACUACGAGUGGAAACCAAACAACUGCAGGACGCACUGAGACGCCACAGG
Molecule: messenger RNA, 4040 nt
Organism: Micropterus salmoides (largemouth bass)
Lineage: Eukaryota; Metazoa; Chordata; Actinopteri; Centrarchiformes; Centrarchidae
Gene: cntrl
Product: centriolin
Exons: 24
Coding region: 535-3708 (1057 amino acids)
Molecular function (GO): protein binding
Source: RefSeq, a predicted model, not a curated record